This is a messenger RNA of Salvelinus sp. IW2-2015, 2598 nucleotides long. RefSeq names its product UDP-GlcNAc:betaGal beta-1,3-N-acetylglucosaminyltransferase 7-like. Gene Ontology annotation, molecular function: hexosyltransferase activity; UDP-glycosyltransferase activity. Gene Ontology annotation, cellular component: Golgi membrane. The record is from RefSeq and is a predicted model, not a curated record. NCBI's taxonomy places the organism in Eukaryota, Metazoa, Chordata, Actinopteri, Salmoniformes, Salmonidae.
AUUAUAAUACGACAAUACACUGUAUUGCUUGAUGGCUGAUAAAUAAAUAGCAGGUGCAAUCAAAUGGACAAUAUAGCCUCAGCCUUAGUUUUUCAAGUAGUUUAUGCCAUUAGAUAUCUAAUUUAAAGCCUAAAAUAUGAGUGAGCCAACAGGAGACGCAGUCUAGUGAGCCACCUGUGAUGUGAAAUAAGAAAACUGCAUAUUGUCACAGAUAGGUGAAUUGGGGAGAGGAGAAAAAACCCAGUAAGCAAAAUAAUGUUGAAAAUACGUAUUUUUCUGACGUCGAAGUUAGGUUAAUUUUAGGUUAUGAAUGAAAGUUCAAAAUACAUAUUUUACGGAACGGACGAAAUCUGAACCAAAUAUAGACAUCUAUGAUUGGUUCGGACCGGAUCAAAAAUCAACAACCCGUGGCUGGUCCAGGCCACACCAAAAACAUACCAAACAAAGAAGGCCGGUCUGGGCAGGACCCCCAAAAAAUAUGUACAAAAGAAGUCGGUCCAUGCUUAGUGGGAACUGAGUAAGGGGAGAAGCUUGUAGGCAACAGUCACUUUUCAAGACCAGUCCACAAUCUCAUCGAACAAGUUUUUUUAGUAUGAUAUAGCAGAGAUUACUUUCCAAGAAAUAUAGAUUCGUCUUUUUGUACGCUAAAGGAAUAGCAUGGUGGCGUCCAGCUACCUACUUUCAAGGUAGCUGGUCACGGGACAGUGAAUAGACUCACUAAGAUGUAGCCAAACUGUAAUUUAUGCGCAGCUUUCAAUUUUUCAAAAUUGACACUAAUGAAUGAUGAGAUGCUUUAACAAUAGGGGUACCUAUUCAAUUUAAGGAUUUCUUAUUUAUUACACGUUUUGCGCCAUAGAUAUGGAUAUUUUUUUCAGGAGAAAGAGGGCAUUGAAAACUCUCCUGAGCUUGUCUCUAGUUUUUGCGUCUUUAUUGAUGAUCCAAAAGUUCAAGCUUGUGGAUAACAGCAUCAAGGAUGAUAUGGAGGUUAAACGCAUGGAAGACGCCGGUUGGUGUGGACCUGAGUGUGAUUUCUACAAAGGAAAAGGCCUAUUGAAAAGCAGUUUGGGAAACUACUCGCCGCCUGUUCUUGGUGAUGAUUUGGAUGCGCCACGGGUGAAGGUGUCCAACGCUACUCUGGCUACUUGGGAUGUACACGUUAUGAACUGCAGUGAAGAUUCAGCCGUGAGGAAAAAUGAUUGGUUUCGACGUUUGGAUCCGAGGUUCCACCAAUUUGUGUUACACAGACAUUGUCGGUAUUUCCCAAUGUUAAUAAAUCACCCGGAUAAAUGCAGGAAUGGAGACGUGCACUUGCUCAUGGUUGUAAAAUCCGUUAUAGAGCAGCAUGAUAGGCGAGAGGCCGUGCGGAAUACCUGGGGUAGGGAACAGGCAAUUGAUGGUAAGAGAAUAAAAACGCUGUUUCUUCUAGGAAGCCCUACAAAUGGUAAAGACACGAAAAACCUUCAAAAGUUGAUUGAGUAUGAGGACAUUAUAUAUGGAGACAUUCUUCAAUGGGAUUUUAUGGACACAUUUUUCAACCUCACCUUGAAAGAGGUGAAUUUUCUGAAAUGGUUUGAUAUUCACUGCUCCAGUGCCAAGUUUAUAUUCAAAGGGGAUGACGACGUUUUCGUGAAUACAAAGAACUUACUGGAACUUAUUAGUUUCAAGACUGAGGACCGCAAAGUGCUGAACUUAUUUGUUGGGGACACCAUAUCCAAAGCCAUCCCCAUCAGAAACCAUCAAAGUAAAUACUACAUCCCCAAAGAGCUGUUUGACAAACCGUACCCACCUUAUGUUGGUGGUGGUGGGUUUUUAAUGUCCUCACAAUUAGCUCAGAGACUGUUUGUGGUUUCGGAGGACUUGGAGCUCUAUCCCAUUGAUGAUGUGUUUUUGGGAAUGUGCCUCCAGAAGCUACACUUGACUCCAGAGAUGCACAUAGGUUUCAGGACAUUUGGCAUCAUGAAACGCAGAGUGAGUCCAAUGAACAGAGAACCUUGCUUUUUCAAAAACCUCAUCGUAGUCCAUAAAUUGAGUGCUCAGGAGCUAUUCAGGAUGUGGAGUGUAGUGGAAAAUAAGGAGCUGGUUUGUGCCAAAAACACUGCACCAUGAUUGUCCAGUGUGACAAAGGUUAUGCAACAAAUAUUGUUAAAUUGUUAAUUGUAAUAUGUGUAUGUAGGCCUAGUAGGACACACUGAUGUCACUAAAAUAUCCAACUAAGAAAGACAAUGUGAAAAGAAUGACAUUCUUUCAUUCUCACUGACCUGUUUAAUGUUUCACUUUUGUAAUGUUUAUUGUAAUGUCAAUAGGUAGGAAAACAAAAUUAGUAAGUGUACAUGACUUAUGUCUAUACAAAAUUAACCACUUUUUCAGCAAACUGUAAAUAUAUGGCAGCAUUUAACACUGAAAAGCUUUUUUCAUGCCAGUUUAGUGCCUUUGAUUUUUGAGAUUAGGGAUGUUUUAGUAACUAAAAAGGAUACAUAAAAAUAUAAUUUAGUAAAUGUUUGCCAUAGAUUCUAGAACAAAUAUUUAAUGACAUUUUAAGUCACAACUAGUUUUUGUGUUGAUGUUUAACAGAUUCAUUAAAUAUGUAUUGUUAUAUCA